Molecule: messenger RNA, 1569 nt
Organism: Condylura cristata (star-nosed mole)
Lineage: Eukaryota; Metazoa; Chordata; Mammalia; Eulipotyphla; Talpidae
Gene: GPR152
Product: G protein-coupled receptor 152
Exons: 2
Coding region: 1-1569 (522 amino acids)
Biological process (GO): G protein-coupled receptor signaling pathway
Cellular component (GO): membrane
Molecular function (GO): G protein-coupled receptor activity
Source: RefSeq, a predicted model, not a curated record
AUGGACACUGCUCUGGAGGCCAGCCUGGGCGCCACUGGCCACAGGCCCCGCACUGAGCCUGAUGAUGAGGACUACUACCCGCAGGGUGGCUGGGAUGUGGUCUUCUUGGUGGCCCUGCUGAUCCUGGGGCUGCCGGCCAACGGGCUUAUGGCGUGGCUGGCCGGCUCACAGGCCCGGCAGGGAGCGGGCACGCGGCUGGCCCUCUUGCUGCUCAGUCUGGCCCUCUCAGACUUUCUGUUCCUGGCAGCAGCAGCCUUCCAGAUCCUGGAGAUCCAGCAUGGAGGGCACUGGCCCCUGGGGACAGCUGCCUGCCGCUUCUACUACUUCCUGUGGGGCGUCUCCUACUCCUCCGGCCUCUUCUUGCUGGCAGCCCUGAGCCUGGACCGCUGCCUGCUGGCGCUAUGCCCAGGCUGGUACCCCGGACGCCGCCCGGUCCGCCUGCCCCUCUGGGUCUGUGCUGGGGUCUGGGUGCUGGCCACACUCUUCAGCGGGCCCUGGCUGGUGUUCCCUGAGGCCGCCGUCUGGUGGUAUGACGUGGCCAUCUGCCUGGACUUCUGGGACAGCGAGGAGCUGCCGCUGCGGAUGUUCGAGAUCCUGGGGGGCCUCCUGCCGUUCCUCCUGCUGCUCGUCUGCCACGUGCUCACGCAGGCCGCGGCCUGCAAGGCUUGCCGCUGCGGCCGGCCCGAGCCCCCCGCCUGCCGUGGCUUCGCCCGGGUGGCCAAGGCCGUCCUGUCGGCCUACGUGGUCCUGCGGCUGCCCUACCACGUGGCGCAGCUGCUGUACCUGGCCUUCCUGUGGGACGUCUACCCUGGCUACCUGCUCUGGGAGGCCCUGGUCUACUCCGACUACCUGAUCCUGCUCAACAGCUGCCUCAGCCCCUUCCUCUGCCUCCUGGCCAGCGCCGACCUCCGGGCCCUGCUGCGCGCCGUCCUCUCCUCCUUCGCCGCGGCCCUCUGUGAGGAGCGGCCAGGCGGCGUCACACCGGCGGAGCCGCAGAACCGGGCAGACUCUGGGGGCCAGACUCUGCCAGGGCUAGUGGUUGAGGCCCAGCCACAGGCGAACCCCACAGCGCAGUCACAGGUGACCCCCACUGCCCAGCCAGAGGUGACCCCCACCACUCAGGCAAACCCCAGCCCCCAGCCACAGGUGAACCCCACCACCCAGCUGGAGGUGAAGCCCACCGGCCAGCCACAGGAGCCCACCAGCAUCCCGCCACAGGAGACCCCAACCGCCCAGCCACAGGAGACCCCCAACACCCUCACUGCCCAGCCACAGGAGACCCCCAACGCCCAGCCACAGGAGACCCCCAACACCCAGCCACAGGAGACCCUCACUGCCCAGCCACAGAUGGAUUCUGGAGCCCAGCUGGACUCCGUGGCCCAGCCACAGGCAAGCCCUGAGGCCCAGACCCCAGAACCCACUGCCAGCACCCAUGACGAAGCCCCCGGCAGCCCAAUCACAGACCCCACCCCAGAGGCCUCUGAAAACCCCGCUGCGGCUGCUGCCGCGGACAGAGAAAGCCCUCAGAGUGGCCUUCCAGAGGAGGCCGCGGGCACAGGCCCCACGUGA